Brassica rapa (field mustard) is the source of this 6720-nucleotide messenger RNA. RefSeq names its product protein MALE DISCOVERER 1. Gene Ontology annotation, molecular function: ATP binding; protein kinase activity; protein binding. Gene Ontology annotation, biological process: protein phosphorylation. Lineage: Eukaryota; Viridiplantae; Streptophyta; Magnoliopsida; Brassicales; Brassicaceae. The record is from RefSeq and is a predicted model, not a curated record.
UAACUAUCAUAUCAAAUAAACAAUUUUGUUCUAUAUGAAUUUUGAAUUUGUGGAAAAAUUAAACGUGAUAAUCUUUUGUUUAUAAACUAUUUUAUUGGGCUAAGAGUUACAAGCCUCUCUUAGGUCAUCUGCAACGGUAAAAAAGUCUUCCAAAUUUCUGAAAACAUACUUUAGCAUGUAAAUUAUAAUUUUUACUUAAAUGAUGACACCUAGGUCAAAUGUUUCUUUAUCAUUUAAGAAGAGCUUAUUGUUCGUUUCUCUCUUCCUUUUUACUUAAAUGGUAACUAUUAUUUAUUAAUUUAUUGUAAGAAACUUGAUCAGAGACUUUAAGAUGUGCAUGCCCUUAAACCCCCAAGUCCCAACUAAUAAUUGAUCUGACGAAAUUCUGGUUAAUUCUUAAUCAAGCCCAACAAAUCCCAACAAUUCUUACCAAGAGGAAAAGGCCAAACAGAUGAAACAUCAAAUUCAGUAAGUCACUCUUGGCGAUUCCAACUAGUAGCACCAGUAUUUAAUAUUUUAAUUAUCCAAUUAAACCGUAAAUUACUCUAUCGAGAAAAUAACUAAGGUUGAUUAAUAAAAUAAGAAUUAAUCCAAAAAGGUAGUGGCUGGCAUGUACUACUGUUAAGUAUCAUUCACGUAACUGCGUUCACUAUAUAUGCCAGGUCACUAAACUUCUAACCGUUGGUCACUACAUUAAGGAGUAAUCCAACGGUGCCAAUUAAUUGACUUCCUGAAUCCUGUGAGCCUCUGGCACGUUGUCCCAAGUCAACGUUUGAUUAAAUGAAAAUAAAAUAGUUCCAAAAUGUAUAAUUUUGAAGAUAAUGGGACCGCCAUAUAUAUGUUUACUUGAUCAACCGUAAUAGAUCUUUGUUAAUUAUCUAGUAAUCUUUCCCGCCAUAUAUAUGUUUACUUGAUCAACGGGGAGGAACAAACGCAAAAAUGAAUGAUUUUCUAAUGGAAACAUGAUGUCAAUAAUUGUAUUUAUGAGUAGACACAUUUUUAUAAUUAUGAAAAACCUAAAGCAAGUUAAUAGGACUUACUCAUUAAAGGAAAAUUUCAAGAAGAAAAAAAAAACAGAGGCAGUUUUGUGGGGGAAAAUUGUUAAAAAAGAAAUAGAAAAUAGGAAAAAAAAGAUUUCAAAGAGAGAGAAGAAGAGAAAGGAAAGGGGGGAGGAAGAAGAGAGAGAACCCACCACCCUUUGGCCCUGGAGAGACCAAAGAUGGUCGAAGAGAGAAAACUCUGAGAUCAUCAUCAUCAUCCUGCAAAAACGAGGGCAAGUUCAAGAACAAACAAUACAAUAUAAUUCAAUAUCUAUUAAAUUAAAUUCUACCUUUUUUAGUUUUUUUAAGAAUAAUUUUCGCUUUGUGGGGAUAAUUUUUAGUUGUUGAUUUCUCAAACCCUAGCAUUUCUUGGUUAAGAAAUUUCUUCUUUAAGGUAUUAAAAAGAUUGAAGAGAAGAAGAGAAUUUCACGAGUUUUUAAUUUUUAUUGAAAUAAACACUUCUUUGAUGAUUAGGGUUUCGUGCAAACAAUGAGAGACCCUCAUUAUUCAAUCAUCAACCUCGUCGUUCUCCUCUUCCCGAGGAUUCUGUAAAGUUUGGAAUAUUUUUAUUAUUCCUUUAUUUGUUCAUUAGGAAAAAAAAGUCUGGCUAUUUUGUAUAAGCUAAAAUGGGUUGUCGAUGGAAUCCUAUUGGAUUUCAAUUCUCUUGCUUCAUGUUCUUGAUCAUUACCCUUCAGUCUCGUUCCUCGUUAUCCCUCAACUCCGAAGGAUUUGUGCUGUUGAAAUUCCUGGAAAGAGUGGACUCUGAUCCUCAUGGAACUCUUGCGAAUUGGAAUGUUUCUGAUGAUCAUAUGUGUUCUUGGUUUGGUGUAACGUGUGUCGACAAUAAAGUCCAGAUGGUGAAUCUUAGUGGAUGCUCUUUGGGAGGAACUUUAGCUCCUGAGCUUAGUCAAUUAAGUGAAUUAACAUCUCUAGUACUAUCCAAGAACAAUCUCUUUGGUGACAUUCCAAAUGAAUUUGGGACUUUUCCAAAACUGAAGUUGUUGGAUUUACGGGAUAAUAAGCUAAGCGGAGUAGUUCCACCUGAGCUAAACAAAAUGUUGACACCAGAGAACUUGUUGCUUUCUGGUAACAAAUUUGCCGGGUUUAUGAAGAUAAAGUUCCUGAGACUUCAAUCGCUAUAUCAAGUCCAGUUAAACAAGCAUAAAGAGCUGUCUUCUGCUUCCAAUGCUGUCUUCGGCUGCGUCAAUAGAAAACUUGGAUACUGUGUUUCAAGGAGAAGAUUGUUAAGACUAAACAAAGCACAAGCUUUCGUAUUGCGGAUUAAAGCAACUUCAAGAAUGCUUCAAAGGGAACCUCAAGGGGAGAACUAUGACAUGAAUUAUCCCCCAAGUUCUUUACAGAAUGAAAGUAGUGUCCUCAGGAGGCGUGAGUUACUAGAGGGAACAAGUAAUUUAGCAGCUAUGCCUGCACCAGAUGCUCCUAGUCCUUCUCCUGACACUAUAACCAUAGUGUUUCCUCGAAGCAGCGGGUCUUUUCCCGCGUUAACCACUGCAAAGAAGAGGAUACCUCAAUUGAUCCCUCCUUCUCUUCCUCCAACAGCUGAGUACAACAACAAUACAAGCUCUGACCCUCCAAGGCAAUUUGAAGAAGAAACAAAAGGGUCUACUGCUGUUUGGUUGUAUGUUGUUAUCGGCGUUGCUGCUUUUGUAGCGGUGCUGAUAGUAAUAGGGGUUAUAUUCUUCUGCCGGAAAAGAGCUGUCAAGAGUAUAGGUCCAUGGAAAACUGGUUUAAGUGGACAGUUGCAGAAAGCUUUUGUUACUGGUGUACCGAAGCUAAACCGGUCUGAACUAGAAACAGCUUGUGAAGAUUUCAGUAAUAUUAUUGAAGCAUUUGAUGGGUACACUGUCUAUAAAGGAACAUUGUCAAGUGGUGUUGAGAUUGCUGUUGCUUCAACCGCUGUUUUGGAAACUAGAGAAUGGACAAGAGCUAUGGAAAUGACUUACCGCAGAAAGAUUGAUACAAUGUCAAGAGUCAACCACAAGAACUUUGUGAAUCUAAUUGGAUACUGUGAAGAAGCUGAACCAUUUAAUAGGAUGAUGGUUUUUGAAUAUGCUCCAAAUGGAACUCUUUUCGAACAUUUGCACGACAAGGAAAUGGAGCAUCUUGAUUGGAGCGCGAGGAUGAGGAUAAUAAUGGGAACUGCUUAUUGUCUGCAAUAUAUGCACGAGCUUAAUCCGCCGAUCGCGCAUUCUAAAUUAGUCUCAUCAAGAAUCUACUUAACCGAUGAUUACGCAGCCAAGGUCGGAGAGGUUGCUUUCAGCUCACAAACAGGGCUAAAAUCGAGAAAACCGAUGAGUGGUGAUUUAGAUCAAUCUUCAUUGCCAUUACCAGCUGAACCAGAGACUAAUGUCUAUAGCUUUGGAGUAUUAAUGCUUGAGAUUAUAUCCGGAAGGCUCUCCGAAUCAGAUGAAGAAGGAUCAAUUCUGAAAUGGGCAUCAAAGUAUCUGGAGAGUGAUCAUUUGAAAGAUAUGAUUGAUCCUACAUUAACAACGUUUAAAGAAGAGGACCUUGAAGUGAUCUGUGAUGUGGCAAGGCAUUGUCUGAGAAAUGACCAAAGUCAACGACCAACGAUGAAAGAUGUUGUUGAACAACUGAAACAAGUAAUCAACAUUUCUCCAGAACAAGCUACACCGAGACUCUCUCCUCUUUGGUGGGCAGAACUUGAGAUCUUAUCCUCUGAAGCUACUUAACCUGUAGAACGAUUCUCUCUCCUCUCUCUCUCUCUCUCUGUCUUCGAGUUAUGACUCGUGUCAGAGGUUCACGCUCCUUCUCACUCUCAGUCUUCCCGGUGGACGUCGUCGUGCUGAAAAGUUGUUCUUUUAUUUAAUUCAUCGUAUUAAAUUUGUUUCUUGGUUGGUUUUGAUAGUGUAUUUGGAUCCAGAUAAUGUAACGAUGUGUUUGUAAAAUUAUAUACUAUCAUACAUAUACCUAUAUAUUUGUACGUAUUUUGUGGUGAAAAGUUGUUUGUAACUAUUAACCUCAGCUUUUAAAAACCAUUAUGUGAUAUUUUGUCGUUUUUAUGCAAAGUCUGUUCAUUCUUCCCCCUUUUUUUGUUGCCAUUGCAACAAAUAGAGGUAAUCUGGCAACAAAUAGAGGUAAUCUUGAUUGGUUUGUUCAAUAACAAUGGAACAGAAGAAGAAGAGCACUAACAUAUGUUAUGUAUUUUCUAAUAUACGAAAUUAUAUAAUCAACUUGAUCUUUCUUCUUCCGUUUAGAAUCAGAAUUUCUUAUAGGUGUUCUGUUUAGUUUAAUUACUGUUCUUCCGCUACUUGUCUUCUUCGUUCUUCUGUAAAAAAUUAAAAAUUUGGUAUAAUAAAUUUAACAUUUUACCAAAAAAAAAAAAAAAAAAAAAAAAAAAACUUGAACGGACGCGACGGAUUCGAUUGCAAACCGACUUAAACAAAAUUAUCCAGUUUAAAAGAGUCCUACCUAACUUCGCUCGACCUAUCGCUUCCGAUGUGUUUUGCUAACCGAAACAUAAAAUUUUAAGUAUCAAAAAUCGUUUUCAACUAUUAACGGUACUAAAUUUACUUUGUUGCUUCGAAUAUGCAUGGGCGUUCGGAAGCUCCGUUCGGUUGAUUUGGAUUUUCGGUAUUAUGCUCAUAAGUUUCAUUCAGGUUUUAUUAAUUAUCGGAUCGGGUUCGAUUCGGUUAUUUUCGGGUUUAAUUUGGAUUGUAAUCAAUGUCUGAAAGCCUAAAAUAUAUUUUUUAAACUUGAAAAAUUGACAAAAAAAAUUUAAAAUAUAUAAAUUAUUCAUAAAUCUAAUUAAAAUUAGUUAAACUAUCUAAACUAACUAAAAAGUAUUCAAAGUAAUAAAUAAAACAAACUACAUAAAUCUUUAGAAUACUAUAAAAUAUCUUAAUUAACAUAUAUAAAACCAUUAACAUAUUUAACUAUCGGAUAUCUUAUGAUCCUAGUUCAGAUUUCAGUUCGGUUUGGGUUAUAUCAAAACCUUAAAGUACUGAGUUCAUAAACCCCGUUCGGAUAUUUUGUAUAACGGUUUGAAUUGGGUUUGUUUUUUUAUUCGGGUUUAAAUAGAUACUUUGGCUUGGGUAAAAACAUUGAUACCUAGCUUCGAAUGUCAAGAUUCCUCGUGCCGCCUCCACACUCUGAAGUAGCUGGUUUCCGAUAAACUCAUCGAAUUGAUCUGCAUUGAAGCUGUUAUGUUUUGAUUUUUUUAAUUAAUGUUAAAUUUAUUCAAUAGCGCUUCUUUACAUCAAGUGCAACUUUUGUUUAAAGAAUUAAAAAAUCAAAAACUAACUGUUCUUCUACUCUAUACUUGUGCCAAACUAGUAUCUUAAGCCACCUUCAUAUCUCAUGUCUCCCACCAUCACAAUAGAGCUAAAACGGUUUCUAACUCCCUUAUCAAUGAAUUUAACUAGCUGCACUGGUGUAGAAUGAGCUUCCCCAUGCCUCCUUUUAUUUCUUUCUCUCCAUAUGCUAUGGACAGUUGCUUGAAAGAUAUACAUGAUAGUAAAGCAAGUCAGCAUAUCUCCAUCUGUUUCAGAUAUCAGCUCAAUAAUAUCAGGCCAAUCAUUUGUGUAUCGAUCUCCUAGAAUUGGUCUCAGAAGUUUCUUCCACACCUCCACUGAGAAGGGGCACUUGAAAAAAAGAUGAUCUCGUGUUUCAAUAGGAUCUUGACAGAGGGUACAGCUCCCAUCAACAUUUUCUCCCCAUUUAAGCAUGCGGUCCCCUGUUGCAAGUCAAUUUUUCAGAGCACACCAAGUGUAGAAUGUCGAAACCACACUCCUUUGCUCCAUUGACACAGUGGUUGUUGAUCUCUGAGUAGCAUCCAAGUGGUUUUUGUUGAAAACCUCUUUUUGUACUUUUUUCCAAUAUCUUGUCACAUGUUAACAUCCUCUGCAUUAUCCGCAUUUGCUCUCCUCUCGUCAAUUUCAUCCUUAAUUCUAUCAAAAAUUGUUGUUUUGUGCCUUCUUCUUUUGUGAGACAUCAUAGUUUUUUGAACUGUAGCGUGAGUAGAAAGACCAAGAUCAAUUACUCCUCGCUCUCCUAAAAUAUCUGAAAGACAAUCCAAUGAAGACCAAGUGUCAUGCCAAAAAGAUGUAUUCUUUCUAUUUCUAACUUCAAUUCGAUGAAAACUUCUUGCUAAUCUUUUCAGUUUCAAUAAUUUAAUCCACAUCCAAGAACCAGAUUUUGUUGUUUCACUUACAGACCAGAAUGACCCUUUCCUUAUGAGAUAUAAUCUUGAUCCAUUGAAGCUGUUAUGUUGCUACAAAUAUUUUGCACAAAAAUAUUUCUCUCACUUGGUCAUUUUAUUUUCCUAAAGAAAACAUGAUAGUAUUUACUUGUUUUUUGGUAAUAUGGCCGAUUUUUAAUCCUUUCAUGUGACACAGAGUCGAACGUUGAUGUCAUACCCAUAUCACCGGCUCACUUUGGCAACACCGCUUCUUUUAAGUUAGUAUAGUCGUGUUCUCUCAUCUUCUCGAGGAUAUUUUUUUUUUAAUAAAAACAUCUUCUCGAGGAUAUGAGGUAGAACCGUAGAAGUUGGUCUCUUAUGUGUUAUCGGACGUGGUUGGGCAAAAUCAGAGCAAAUAACGCACGAACCGUUUCGACAUGCGGUGAAGAAGAAAAAGGAAAGACCUUUUUCCAAGAAAGAAAAAAAAAACUAUACGCGUAAGUGACCAAAAACGUAACUUAU